This is a messenger RNA of Striga hermonthica, 1197 nucleotides long. Lineage: Eukaryota; Viridiplantae; Streptophyta; Magnoliopsida; Lamiales; Orobanchaceae. The record is from the annotation of a GenBank genome assembly.
AUGGAGAAGGGAAUCGCAGAGGAGACUAAAAACGAGGUUUUGCAGGCGAUUGAAGGACAGGACGAUAAUGGUGGUUUUGAGAAUCGAAGCGUGGUAACUGAGUUAGUGGCUCAUCAGGCCCAGCAUCCUUAUGCCUUCCAUGUGUCCGGGCCUCGCAAUGUUCCUUCCAUAAACUGGAGAGAUCUCAUCAGCUCAACCUGGAAGGACCCAAACUAUAAAAGGACCGUGAUUGCCUGCUUCAUACAAGCCGUCUACCUCCUCGAGCUCGACCGGCAGGAAAACCGGACGGACGACGAGCACGCCCUUGCCCCCAAGUGGUGGGCCCCCUUCAAGUACAGGCUCGUCGAGAUCCUAACCGACGAGCGAGAUGGCUCUGUGUUCGGCGCCAUACUCGAGUGGGACCGUGCAGCAGCCCUUGCCGACUUCGUGCUUCUGAGACCGAGCGGGGCCCCACGGGCCGUCCUGGCCCUCCGAGGCACGCUCCUGAAGGGCCCCACUAUCAGACGGGACAUAGAGGACGACCUCCGGUUCCUGACCUUGGAGAGCCUCAAGGGUUCCGUGAGAUUUGAAUGCGCCCUAAGAGCCAUCAAACAAAUCUCCGAGAAGUUCGGGAGCAGCAAUGUGUGCGUGGCCGGGCACUCGCUGGGUGCCGGUUUCGCGCUUCAGGUCGGGAAGGCCCUGGCGAAGGAGGGUGUGUGCGUGGAGACCCACCUUUUCAACCCCCCGUCGAUUUCUUUAGCUUCGGGGCUGAGGGCCGUGGGGGAGAAGGCUGGGAACGCGUGGAGGAAGGUUCGGUCGAUGAUCCCGAAAAGCAAUGAUGAGAGGGAAAACGAGGAGGUUGUUCAGAUGUGUGGUGAUGGUGGUGCGGAUCGAGCGAAGUGGGUCCCGCACUUGUACGUGAACAAUAGUGAUUAUAUCUGCUGCUAUUAUAGUGACCCGGUGGAGAUGGGGAAGGAGGAGGAGGAGGAGGAGGAGAAGGAGAAUGUGAAGCCGGUGGUGGGUGGGCCGGGUGGUGGUGGUGCUGAGGCUAAGAUGUUUGUGCUGUCGAGGGGGAAACAGAAGUUUCUGGAAGCGCACGGGUUGGAGCAGUGGUGGUCGGACGAUUUGGAAAUGCGGAUGGCGCUGAAUAGUAAUAGCAAGCUGAUCAGCAGGCAGCUCAAGUCAUUGCAUAGUGUCCCUUCUCCUCCUCCACAGUAG